UCCUCCGCCCAAUUAAACCCAGCCGCGACCGCCGCCGCCGCCGCCGCCGGCUCCCCCUCCGGCACCCGAAAUGGCGUGAUCCCCGCCCCCGAUCCCUCUCGCCUCCGCAGUUCAAAUACCUCCCCGUCGCCGCCACCCAUCCCUCUCCUUCUCGAAUCGCGGAGAUCCCGGCGCCCCGAACCCUAACCCUAGCCACCAUGAAGGCGUCCAUCAAGUUCCGCGACGACGACCGGCCGCUGCUGCGCGCCAAGGUGCCCAUCGGCGUCCUCGGGCUGCCGUUCCUCUCGGGCGUCUCGGCCGGCGGCGACGCCAAGGACCUGCGCUUCGACCUCUCCACCGCCUUCCCCUCCGGCCCGGCGCUGCGCCUCUCCUACCACCCCAACGACCCGCUCCAGCCCUUCGCGCUCUCCGUCCGCACGGGCCUCGGCGCGCUCGGCUCCCCCGUCCGCGCCCCCUUCGCCCUCUCCGCCGAGUUCAACCUCCUCUCCUCCAACCCGCCCGCCUUCCAGCUCCUCUUCAAGCCCCGGAUCGGGGACUUCUCCCUCGCCAACUCCGUCCGCUCCCCGCCCCUCUCCGACGCCCCCCCGCCCCACAAGCUGGCCGACCUCACCAACGGCGACGACCACGACCACGAGGGCCACAAGGCCUUCUCGCUCGACGGGAACGGCUUCGCGGCCAACGUCGCGGCCGCCGGGAAGAGCGGCGGUAGUGUGGGCACCUUCCUCUCCGGGAUGCGCCUCACCACCAGGAGCAUGAUGCCGCUCUGGAACAAGGCCAGCCUGCGGUUCCAGUGGGGCCUGCGCGUGCCACCGGAGCUCAAGGCCGCGCUCGCCGACGAUGGGUACGGGCGCAAGGCAGGCAACCUCGCCGUCAGCAAGCUGCCGCUGCUCGUCAUGAACAAGAUCACAAUUGAGCACACCCCGCAUCUCAAGUCUGAAGGAGACAAGAAGAGCGCACCUGCAGCCAAGGCAGAAGAAUUCUCGUUGCUCAAGAGGCAGCUGGAGGCCCUGAAUGAUGAGAGCAUCAUGCUGCGGCACUCUGUGGAGGGUCUGCGUGCUGAGAUCGGUGUCAGCCGAGCAGUUUCAGUUCCCAGCAAAGGCGAGGCUCGUAGGUUGCAGGCGAUCUCGCCGCCGUCACAGCAUCCUUUCCCUGUGAAGCCUGAUGGGAUCGGCAAGGAGCUGGCAGCCAGUGGAACGAAUGAUGCGGGUGAGGAGUUGAAGAAGGCGCUAGAGGCCCGCAGGAAGUGAGGCUUCACUGCUUGCUGGCAUUGCAAGCUCUGCAAUUUUUAGGUUGAUGUCGUCCUCAAUUUUGUGCUUAAUAAUAAUAGAUUGGUAGGCAGUUUGCUGCAUCCUUGAGUGGAAGCAAACCAGGUUCUCAUAAGGUGAUGCAAUAACUUUCUAUGUUUUCCAUGUCGCUGCCUGAGUUAGGGUAUAUCCGUCUAUGUAUAAACCUGUCUUUUUGUCUUCACAGAUUCCUGUUAGCGCAAGUUUCUACUUCCAUUGUGAUGUUCCAAAUGCUUUUGUUCACCAGAUUCUGUUCUCGAGGCAA
Messenger RNA from Lolium rigidum, 1548 nucleotides. RefSeq lists its product as uncharacterized. The coding region runs from base 198 to 1247 and encodes 349 amino acids. The record is from RefSeq and is a predicted model, not a curated record. NCBI's taxonomy places the organism in Eukaryota, Viridiplantae, Streptophyta, Magnoliopsida, Poales, Poaceae. The transcript has a single exon.